Messenger RNA from Chelmon rostratus (copperband butterflyfish), 3391 nucleotides. RefSeq names its product protein associated with LIN7 2, MAGUK family member b (gene pals2b). Gene Ontology annotation, cellular component: cell-cell junction; plasma membrane. The record is from RefSeq and is a predicted model, not a curated record. Gene Ontology annotation, molecular function: protein binding. Bases 271 to 2007 code for a protein of 578 amino acids. The transcript is spliced from 14 exons. Lineage: Eukaryota; Metazoa; Chordata; Actinopteri; Chaetodontiformes; Chaetodontidae.
GCUGCGGGACCAGGACAGACAGCUGAGGGGGGCCUGAAUGUCCAACCGGGACGGUCGGUGGACUACCGCGAACUCGCACGCAGGAUACACAGUCGACUGAUGAGCAGCCAGUAGGACUGAGGUUGGGCUACACCGACUAGCACAGCGGGUCAGCAGUGCCAGACAAGACGAUUGGAGGACAGAAGACAUAGUUGCAGAGCUACUGGUGGUUUACUAGUGGUUAGCCUUAGCAUACUUGUGGCAGCAGGGAGGAAGAAGGAGGGCUUGGCGAUGGUCACAGCUAUGGAGGAUGCCUGUCCCAAUGGGGUACGGGAGGAGGAGGUGGAGAUGACUUCCCCGGGACAGCCUGGCGUGGAGGGGCCCCCGGCCGUGCAGUCCACCCAGGAGCCAGAUACGUCUGGAGCCAUGCAGCAGGUGUUGGAUAAUCUGGGUGACCUUCCCACCUCCGCGGGCGCCAAAGACAUUGACCUGCUCUUCCUGCGCGGCAUCAUGGAAAGUCCCACUGCUCACGAACAGCUGGAGGAAGUGAAGCUGGAGGCGGUGCAGGACAACAAUGUGGAGCUGGUGACGGAGAUCCUGGGCGACAUCAGCAGCCUCAAGGUUAAAGACGACAGCGCGGCGGAGCUGUCGAGGAUCCUCCAGGAGCCACACUUCCAGUCUCUGUUGGAGGCUCACGACAUGGUGGCCUCUAAGUGCUAUGAAGUCCCGCCCCCAACUGAGAUGGCCAAUGAUGCGGCGGUGAACAGCGCCCUGAUGCAGGCUGAUGCCGUGCGCAUGAUUGGCAUCCGAAAGAAGGCCGGAGAGCCACUGGGCGUCACAUUUCGGGUGGAGAAAGACGACCUGGUCAUCGCUAGGAUCCUCCACGGCGGCAUGAUUGACAGGCAGGGCCUGCUGCACGUGGGCGACAUUAUAAAGGAAGUGAACGGCAAGGACGUCGGCAACAACCCCACCGAGCUGCAGGAGAUGCUCAAAGACUGCAGCGGAGGCAUCACUCUGAAAAUACUCCCGAGCUACCGCGACGCCCCUGCACCUCCGCAGGUGUACGUGCGACCGUACUUUGACUACAACCCAGCCAAUGACAACCUGAUCCCUUGUCGAGAGGCGGGCAUGGCCUUCAAGAAAGGCGACAUCCUUCAGAUUGUCAACAGAGAGGAUCCCAACUGGUGGCAGGCGUGCCAUGUGGUCGGUGGGGCAACGGGACUGAUACCCAGUCAGUUCUUGGAAGAGAAGAGGAAAGCUUUUGUCCCUCGAGACUUUGAUGGAUCAGGGAUCCUUUGUGGAACCAUAGCUGGAAAAAAGAAGAAGAAGAUGAUGUACCUGACAGCCAAGAAUGCAGAGUUUGACAGACAUGAGCUGCAGAUCUACGAAGAAGUGGCAAAGGUGCCGCCAUUCCAGAGGAAGACGCUGGUUCUGAUUGGCGCUCAGGGCGUGGGCCGACGCAGCCUGAAGAACCGGCUGAUGGUCCUCCAUCCCACGCGCUUCGGCACCACCAUACCUUACACUUCACGGCGGCCCCGCGACGACGAGCUGGACGGCAACUCCUACCACUUCACUACAAGGACGGAGAUGGAGGUGGACGUGAGGGCCGGCCGCUUCCUGGAGCACGGCGAGUACGACGGCAACCUGUACGGCACCAAGAUCGAGUCCAUCCACGAGGUGGUGUCCACAGGACGCAGCUGCAUCCUGGAUGUCAACCCACAGGCUCUGAAGGUACUGAAAACAGCCGAGUUCAUGCCUUACGUGGUGUUCAUCGCAGCCCCAGACUUCGACACUCUCAAGGCCAUGCACAAAGCUGUGGUGGACGCAGGCAUCACCACGAAGCAACUCACGGACGUGGACCUGAGGAAGACGGUGGACGAGAGCGCUCGGAUCCAGAGGGCGUACAGCCACUACUUCGACCUGACCAUCGUCAACGACAACCUGGACAAGGCCUUCGAGACGUUACAGGCCGCCGUGGACAAACUGUGCAGUGAACCCCAGUGGGUGCCGGUGAACUGGGUGUACUGAGGACCAGCUGCAGUGCUCCCACCGACCACACUGAGCGGGUCACACUGACCCAGUGGCGUGUGUGUGUGUGUUUGUGUGUGUGAGUGUGUUUCUGAACACAAAGGCUGAAGAAGAGGAGAAGAGGGGAGAGAUAGUAAAUAAUAGUAAUUUUAAAAAAACAAAAAAAACUUCUCUAAUCGCUCUUUCUCCUCUUGGGCCUGCACACUGUGCAACUUUUUUUCUACUCAAAACUCAAAGGGAAAGAGUGCUUAUUUAUUUUAUAACUUUUUAUGAAAGAUCUUUCUAUUCAACGUGGAAUUCCAGUGAGGAUGAAACAAAACAUCUGGUUGCGUUACUCGGGCCAUAUUUUUGCAUUAAUUUAUUGUCGUAGUUAAACGUCUUAUUUUGUAGUCGUUUCCCUUUGAUUUCAAGUCUUUAUGUCUUCGUGGACUUUCAGGAUUUAGGGCCACCAUCCGAGCUGGAUUAGAAGAUCUUUAGCCGUUAUUAUCCAAGAAACCUGUCAGUGUCACGCAUCGUUGCCAUUUCUGAGAAACCUGCGUAGCUGUAUUUUAUUUUCGCGUCCAUAAAACGUAAUCCUUUAGUGUUUUUGCGUAGCCAGCGGGAAACUCUUCCUCCACAGGACCAGAGGAGGUUAGAAGGCCCGCGUGUGCGCAGCUCGUCCAGUAUGUAAAGAAAAAACAAGUUUUCAAGAUCGAACGCUUUGUCUGUUAAUUUUGUCUCGUUUUUGUCUUCUUCUGCUAGUUUUUCAUCAGUGUGGUGAUUUAUAGUGUAUUGUUUUUCACGUGACCCUUUGAUUUGUCUUCUUGUUCUCAGUCUGUCGGGGGUACGAGCGCAGUCAUCGUCAUUGUUCUCGUCUUCAUAAGCCAAUUUGUUCAUGUUUUCUAUGUGACUGUGGCAUCCCUCCUUAUGGUCCUUAUCUUCAGUGCUGCAGUAUGCCAAAGCCCUGAUCAUACUCCAAAUAAAGUUUGAACUUUAUAAGUGUUAAAUCUGAUUGGUAUUUCAACUACAGGCUCAAAUGUUAUUGUGUCAUUUAAAGUGGGACUUUGGAUGGUAAUGCAUUUAGCUAAGCCAAAGGGUAAAACUAGUGCUAUCGUUUGUCUUAAACUUUGUAAAUCUUUAUCAAAGCAAGUAAAACAUUAAAAAAUGCCAUUAAGUUGUUUUGGAACCUGUCUUGAGCUUCAGGAGAAGACUUUUCAAACCCUAAUGGUCUUAUAUGGAUAUUCUUUGCAAUAAAUAUGUAUAUGUAACAUUUCAAAAUCCUGAAGCCGAUCUGUUCCGGGUUUUAGAGAACAGCCCUGCAGCCUGUUCGUGUUUUCACAUCAAUCUCAUGUCUGCAGAUUUGUUUUUACAUUUUUAUCAACAAAGUUAUGACAAAUAAACUUUA